AUGGCCACUGCACAAGAGCUCGUCAAACAGCACAGAUUUCUGAUGCUCUCCAAGUCGUGGUGUCCCGACUGCCACUACGCCAUUGCCGUGUUCAAGAAGUACAACGUGCUGGACAAAAUUACGCUGGUGGAGCUGGACAAAAUGCCUCCGAAAGAGGCAGCCGAGCUGGAGAAACAGUUCACCGCGAUUUCAGGCCGCAAAUGGGUGCCUACGAUUUUCUUCAACGGCGAGGUGUUUGGAACAGAACAGACCUUGAAAGAGCUGGAAUCUAGAGAUUUGCUGCCGGGCGCAUUUGAAAAAGCGGGUUUGAAAUAA
This is a messenger RNA of Ogataea parapolymorpha DL-1, 315 nucleotides long. RefSeq lists its product as uncharacterized. Gene Ontology annotation, molecular function: glutathione disulfide oxidoreductase activity. The coding region runs from base 1 to 315 and encodes 104 amino acids. The transcript has a single exon. Gene Ontology annotation, biological process: cellular response to oxidative stress. Gene Ontology annotation, cellular component: nucleus; cytoplasm. The record is from RefSeq and is a predicted model, not a curated record. NCBI's taxonomy places the organism in Eukaryota, Fungi, Ascomycota, Pichiomycetes, Pichiales, Pichiaceae.